CUUACAUAGUCUAUCUCUUUCGCGCCGCGCGUGCUCACUCUACUCCAGCGUUGUGAAAUAAAGGGAGCGGAAACCACUGAAAUCCAGAGUAUUCAAGCCGUGUAAUUUUCUCUCUAGUUGCAAGCUGGAUGCUUCUGACAUAUUAAUUUCCCUAAAUGCACUAUCUCCAAAUGUUCUCCCUUGUUUGCUGAGCACUUUGUACCAGUUUCAUCUCCUCUCGAGUUCAAACAUCUAGCUCCUCUGAAUCACUUACAUACACUCUAGCUCAUACAACAUGAUUCCCGUAACGAACCCGCCGAUGACAGCAGGGGAGUUUUUGGAGGAAUACAUCGAGAGUCUCGAGAACUUGCCGUCGGAGGUGCAGCAGGGACUUCAGGAGCUGCGAAUGGCCGAUGAGAAGUAUUUCGAACUCCGGGAGAGCUACCGCACCCAUUGGAAGAAAUAUAUCAAGUUGGCCAAGCGAUCUAGCAUACCGGUUGGAGAUGAUCCCAACCUCGUAGCAGCACGUCUGAGUAUUGAGAAAGAGUACUGCACAGCUAUCCGGAAGGUGGACCAAAAGAUUGACCUCAGUGCGAAGCUCUACGAAUUGAUCAACCGUCAAAUCGUGCGUUUGGACGAGGAAACGCAGCGUUUGGGAAUCGAUCUUCAGGAUGCUGGUGAAUUGAAGAAAGCCCAUCUGGAUGCCCCUUCAGUCAGCAGAGAUCGCAAGAGCCAAAAAGGCCCUAUCUCUGCACCGAGGAGCAGCCCCAAUGGCCGAAAACGCGGCAGUGGCGCCAUUGCGAUGGAAAUCGACCCCAACGAACCGCUGUACUGCUUCUGCCAGCAGGUCUCGUUUGGCGACAUGGUUGGCUGCGACAACGAUUCGUGUGACAAGGAAUGGUUCCAUUAUGGAUGUGUCGGCUUGACGGAGCCCCCAAUUGGAAAGUGGUACUGCGCAACUUGUCUUGCCAACAUGAAGACCACUCGAAAGUAGUGAAAUAUCCCAGCUCGUGUCGUCUUUAAGAUGUGUCAUCGUACAACCUCCUUCAUUGUAUCAUCGAGCACAAUGCAAAGGCUGUCGUAUCCUCGCUGUCUUUCUUAAAUACAGUCUGUACAAUUUCUAUAUAAUAAACAUCAACAAUGAAAGCGC
This is a messenger RNA of Gamsiella multidivaricata, 1129 nucleotides long. RefSeq lists its product as uncharacterized. The coding region runs from base 275 to 973 and encodes 232 amino acids. NCBI's taxonomy places the organism in Eukaryota, Fungi, Mortierellomycota, Mortierellomycetes, Mortierellales, Mortierellaceae. The transcript is spliced from 7 exons. The record is from RefSeq and is a predicted model, not a curated record.